UUGGAUCUUCACUCCGAAACAAAGGUGGCGGUAAUGUACUUUAUACGCUGGUUGUCAACCUUCUUUAAAGCCAAGAAGAAGAAGAGGAAGAAGAUGGAGAAAUAUGACAGUAAGCUAAUUUGGUAAACAGACAGCUAGCUGGCCCUUAAAAGCUUGGCGUUAAACAAUGUACCAGUCAAGAUGGGGCAGACCAUGUGCAUAUGCUCCCGUGGCUCAUUCACCAUUGAUAACAAAAAAUAUUACUUUGUCCAGAAACUAGAUGAAGGGGGGUUCAGUUAUGUGGAUCUGGUGGAGGGGGCCAAGGAUGGACGCUUCUACGCCUUGAAGAGGAUCCUGUGCCAUGACCGUGAAGGCCAUCAGGAGGCUCAGACAGAAGUGGACAUGCAUCAGAUUUUUAAUCACCCCAACGUCUUGAGUCUGGUUGCACACACCUUUGUUGAUCGUGGAGGCAAGACUGAAGCUUGGUUACUUCUGCCUUAUAUCAGAAAAGGCAGUCUGUGGUCUGUUCUGGAGAAGCUAAGAGACAAGGGGAGCUCAAUGCCUGAAAAACAGAUUUUGCAAAUCCUGCGUGGCAUCUGCUCUGGACUCAAGGCCAUUCAUGAAAAAGGCUAUGCACACAGAGACCUGAAGCCCACAAAUGUGCUUCUGGAUGAGGAUGACAGGCCGCUUCUGAUGGACCUGGGCUCUAUGAACCGUGCCAGGAUUGAGGUUAGAGGAACCAGAGAAGCCAUGACCAUACAGGACUGGGCAGCCCAGCGAUGCACCAUUUCUUACAGGGCUCCUGAACUCUUUAAUGUAGAGAGCCACUGCAUUAUAGACGAGCGCACUGAUAUCUGGUCACUCGGCUGUGUGCUUUACUGCAUGAUGAUGUUGGAGGGGCCGUAUGACAUGGUGUUUCAGAAGGGGGACAGCGUUGCCCUGGCUGUCCAGAAUCCAGUGACCAUCCCACAGUCCUGCAGCUACUCGCAGGGCCUGCAGAUGCUGCUGAGCUCCAUAAUGGUGUCAAAUCCCCAGGAGAGACCAAACGUGAACUGGGUUCUUGACCAGGUACAGGACCUGCAGAGUCGCAGCCCCAACACCCAAACCAACAUGGUCUGACCUUGCACGGUGCACUGAAUGUGGGAUCUUUGAAACCUUUGCACACUUAAAUGAACGUCUAUUAUUUUGAGCUAAAAAAUAUUUGUUUUAUUUAUUGACUUUAGUGUAAAAGCCUGGGUGCAGACUUUCUCUAAGUUUGGGGAGCUUGGCAACAUUUACUUUGACUCGUGUAAUCCAGCCUGCGUAUCCCAGUGGACGCUUGCAGACUUUAUCUGAAGAAUCUGAAAGGCCCUGCAAUAUAGUACACAAUGCUUCUAAUAAUUAAGUGGCUUUACCUUGUCCCCACUUUUAUUUUGUUCAAUGUGGAGCUGGAGCUAGCAGCCUGUUAUCUUAGCUCAGCAUAACCACUGGGAGGUGGGGGAUGCUGCUAGCCUUCUAAAACUCUCUAGUUAUCAUGUUAUGUCUUGUUUGUUUAAUUUGUACAAAACUAAAAUGUAAAAACAACGAUUGUGGUUCUGUGACUAUAAUAUGUUAGUUAGUGAGCUUUAGAGGUGCUGGUAGGCUGAUUUUGUUAGCUUUGGACAGAGCCAGGCUAACUGUCCCCCCCCCCCUGUUUCUAGUCUUUAUGCUAAGCUAAACUAACCGUCUGCUGGCAGUAGCCUUAGCGUAAAAGUAUAUUUUUUAAAGAUUCCUUUAAAUAAAAAUAAAAAAAAGAAAGAAACCGUUUUUGUCUUAAAAUUGUAGUUUGCAUUUUUAAUGAGAAAAGGGAUAACAUAAAAGCUUUGCCAAACUUCCCGGUGUGUGAAAGCUACCGAGUUCAAUACAUAUCAGAUUUCAUUCCCUACCUAGAAGGAAAAUGGUCCAGUUCCCUUAAAUUUAUUUUGUAUAUGUGUAACAUAUUGCGGUUACACAUGUGUGCUGUAAUCAUGGAUAAACAACUCCGCCUUCAGCUUUCCUCACACCUUCACUUGCACUGUUUGUCUCUACGGGUGUAGAGUUAAGAGGCAGAGUUCUCCUCACCUGCUAUGCUGCAUUCAAACACACAGAGGUGCUCCACCAUCACAGUCCCCUGCUCCACACAUCAACAUGGGGAUGUUUCUGUCUGUACUGUUGAUAUGGUGUGAAUGGGCUCUUUGUGAAACAGCAAAGUGUCUGCUUGUGUAAAAAUAAAAAAGAAAGGGGUCAGUCACUUAUACCAUUAAAUAAUAAUUUUUAAUCAGUUUAA
Molecule: messenger RNA, 2263 nt
Organism: Anarrhichthys ocellatus (wolf-eel)
Lineage: Eukaryota; Metazoa; Chordata; Actinopteri; Perciformes; Anarhichadidae
Gene: stk16
Product: serine/threonine kinase 16
Exons: 8
Coding region: 181-1098 (305 amino acids)
Biological process (GO): protein phosphorylation
Cellular component (GO): cytoplasm; Golgi apparatus
Molecular function (GO): ATP binding; protein serine/threonine kinase activity
Source: RefSeq, a predicted model, not a curated record